CAGAGGUAGUCCACAGAUUUAAAGACAGAGGUAGUCCACGCCUCUUCUGGUUUGACACAGCCCCCGUCAUAUGACUUCCAUUUCCUGGUACAGUCGGCGGCGGCACUGCUUCAUCCAAACCCCGCAGACUGAGCGUCCUCGUCGGGUUCAUUCGUCUUCUCUCUCCGGUGGCUGACACUCCGAACUGCUGAGCGACCAUGUACCGAUAUGCUGCAUUAGUCGCAUUCCUCGCCUUUGGACUCGUGUUCCAGCUGUCACAUGGCACUGAGGUGAACGUCAAAGACAAAGACGGCAAGUUGUGCCUCUAUGCCGAUCUAAUGGUCAACUUCUCAGUCUCAUAUGAUGUAGCUGACAAUAAGACUGCAACAGCUGAGUUUGAACUUCCUGAUAAAGUGUCAGCAGAUGGAAGUGAGUGUGGCAGCACAAGCUCAAUCUUGAAGCUCAGUUUUGGAGAAGGACACACCUGGAGCAUGAACUUCGACACCGUCGAUGGAAAAAUGUACCAGGCAGACACGAUCACCUUCUCCUACAACCUGAGCGACACGACCCUCUUCCCUAAAUCUACAUCUAAUGAAACCCUAACUGUCACCAUGAAGCCUCACAUAACAAACGUAGGCCUGGACACCUGCUACUCAUGCAAGAGCAAGGACACGAUCGAAGCCGAUGGGGUGAAUCAGACACUGUGGAACGUGCUCAUACAGGCUUUUGUCAGUAACGGCAACAAGAGUGAAAAUAUUACCUCUUGUGCAGCUGAUUUACCCGUAACCACCGUUAGCCCAACCACUCACGCCACCAGCACCCCGGCUCCUGUCACAAACGCUACUACGGCUGCCCCUCCUACCACAACCCCUACCACCACCCGACACAAAGAAAUUCCGCCUUCACGCUCUGAACAUCACUGGAAAGACAAGUUCUGGUGUGGCGUUUUCUGAGGCCAACACCAACCUGAGUCUGUGGGAGGCGCCUGUCAGCAGUUCCUACAUGUGUAACAAGGAGCAGAACUACACCAUCACCGGCCAGCUCACCAUCUACACCUUCGACCUUCAAGUACAGCCCUUCGGAGUAAAGAAGGGUGUUUUCAGUACAGCUGUGGAAUGCCAGGCUGAUGCAGAGAGCUUCCUUGUUCCCAUAGCUGUCGGAGUUGCCCUGCUUGUUCUCAUUCUUAUCGUUCUGCUGGCCUAUUUCAUCGGGAGAAAGAGAAACAUGGCCACCGGCUACGAGUCUUUCUAGUUAAACUUGCAUUAUUUCGAUCUUUUAUGCUACAGGAAGGACAGUCAGUAAAUCGCUGCCUUUUUGCCUCGCUGCCUUUUGACUAAUUGUCAGACCAACAUGUGUUGUAUUGAUGUCUCUAUGUAGUGUUUAGUGCUGCUGACUGCCUGACUGUCUUCAUAAAAAAUCGACAUUUUGGGAAGUAAGCUCAUUUGUGUUCUUGUUUAGGAUUAGAUGAGAAGGUUGAUUCCUCUCUCUGAUUGUGUGUUAAAUAUAAAGUUUGACUCAGCAUAUUGCAUAUUUCCCUUAACGUCGGACUACUCCUUUUUUAAGAAUUUCCUUUGUUCGUUCUGCCUGAAAUUAAUGUUCAUCUGGAAUAAUAAUAAUAAGUAUUAAGCACAUGAGUGAUUUUCUUGUCGUGCCUUUGGAAUAUUUAAUGACCCGCUUUCUUCUUCUAAUCUCCACUACAUUUACAUUAUUUGAAUUCACGUUUUGUAGGUUGAGCUCCUUUCUUGCUGCUCUGUCUCCUCCUCUAAACCUUUGUGGACUGUAAAUAUCCUAAAACCCUGUUUUCCGCCGACUAAAACACUAACCUGCUGUCUGUCUCCUUUCUGUCUGUCUCUGUCUGUCAGCUGAGGAAUGCUUCCUGGACUCUGAUUUGAGCUUUUUGGUGCCCAUUGCAGUGGGCGUGGCACUCAGCUUCCUAAUCAUCCUUGUGCUUAUCUCUUACCUGAUUGGCCGGAGGAAGAGUCGCACUGGCUACCAGUCUGUAUAAUCCAACCCAGCUGCUUCUGCCUCUUGCACCCUUUCAACCCUCACAGCUCUUUAAAAACACCUUCCCGAACCACUCCGCUGCCCGUCAGUGCAUCAAAAGCAUCCCAAAUUUCUGUUGUUGUUUUUUCUUCUUCUCCUGUUUCCCUAAAAACGACCUUGAGCUUAUUUCUCGUACACAGUCUGAAAUUGAUCCCAGCAACCACCCCGAUUGUUUCCUUGGUUUUGCUUUGAUGCCAAUGACUGAAUCAAGUACCAAAACAUUUAUGAUCAAUAUUGCAUCGUUUGAUUGUAGAUUGCAUGUUUUGAAAAUUAAAUUUAUGGCUGUGAGUAGCCGCCCACCUCCUCCUCUUCCACCUCCUCCUCCCCAGAGUACCCUCCCUCCUCCCUCCCCAGAGAGGCUUUUUCCUCUCGGUUUCUGUGCUGUACAAUAGUAUACGUGUAAAUUACUCUCUUGUAUAGAAUGAAUGACAUUGAUUUUUGAAGACGUGAAUGUACGAGCAAGCUAACGGAUACACAGUUGUCAUUCAUACCCCAGGCGCCACUGUUUUAAUGUUUGUUUAACAUAACGUAAAUGAACAGUUAAAUGAAACUCUACCUGUUGCACAUGCAGUCACUUACUUGUAGCUUGAUGAAAGGGACACUAACUUAUAAUGACACUUUACCAGCAUUGGGACCAGUUUUUGUUUCUUUUCUUGUUUUAUUUUGGAAAUGUGUGAUGGUAGGUGUUAGUUUCUUCUCAUGUUAGGCUGAUUUUUCUUUUAAAUGUGCACUUCUCUUAAAAGAUUUGCAUUUGAAUAUUUGGUGAAUUAAUUAAGCUGUCGCUCCCUUUUGACCCUGUGUUAUUUCACAAGUCAAACAAAUAUGUUGGCGAAUGGGUAACGAGUCAAAUAACUGGUUUAAACCGAAAUUGGUGGCCAGAAUCAAACUUGGUUGAAUGUACAUACGUUUGUUCUUUAUUUAACAACUAAAAACCUGGUUAGAGUGAUAUCCCUACACUACCCUUCCAUGUGAUAAUGCAGUAACAUAACAAGAGCAGUUCAAGAAUGAAGACCAUGAGUAAUAUUUCUUAAGUCAUUUAUCUGAUCCUCAGUUGUGUACAUUCGAUCAGUUUUGUGCCUUUCUGUUGUGCACCUCUGAGAUGCUUGCUUGAAGCUUGUCUCCAUCUGAUGAAGAAUGUGAUGUGAUGAGCUUGUUUAAAACACAAGUGGGGAACAAGUUAAAUAAAGUUUUGUUCUUGUUUUGUA
Morone saxatilis (striped sea-bass) is the source of this 3227-nucleotide messenger RNA. RefSeq names its product lysosomal-associated membrane protein 2 (gene lamp2). The record is from RefSeq and is a predicted model, not a curated record. Lineage: Eukaryota; Metazoa; Chordata; Actinopteri; Moronidae. Gene Ontology annotation, cellular component: membrane.